Molecule: messenger RNA, 1098 nt
Organism: Lactuca saligna
Lineage: Eukaryota; Viridiplantae; Streptophyta; Magnoliopsida; Asterales; Asteraceae
Source: the annotation of a GenBank genome assembly
AUGAUCGUCAUGGACAAGGAGGGUACAAAAUACCAAUCUCGUGUUUUCCACCAAAAAAUUUCAAGAUUUCGUGACCUUUUAAAAGAAGGAAUUGGUCUAGCCCAAAGUCAUUUUGAUGUAACCAAAAUGUUCAUUAAUUCAGACAUUGUUGAAAUUAAUGAGUUUAAGAAAGAAUUGAAGGCUAAUAACAAAGGAGGUAUGUCUGAAAAAAGCAUUACUACACUCCCAAGCUACUCUACCUCUUAUAUAGAUGAUUUUAAAGGCGAUUUCCCUUUAAAAAGUGUUUGUGAGAUCACAGAACCACUUAAGGAAAUGAAAUUUUUAUUAGUUGGUUCCAUCGUCAAUAUAAGACAGAAUCUACCUUGGUAUUACGAUGCGUGCUACAAAUGUGGAAGAAGGAUAAACAAUGUGCCCAAAACCAAUCUUUCCUAUACCGCCCCCGGCAAGAUCGAAGAUAGUGUUGUAAUUAAGUGUGAAAAUGCAGCUUGCAACGAUUCGAAUUUUCAUAGUGUUAUAAAGUAUAUAAUUCCAAUCAACGUACAAGAUCAUACUGGCACCAUCGGGUUCACUCUUUUUGAUAGGGAAGCAAAAAGGUUGUUGGAUAUAAGUGCAUUCGAGUUGAAAAAAAUACAUGAAGAGGCUGGUGACAGUUUGGAACUAUAUCCAAAUCAAAUGAACGUCUUGAAAAACCGCAAAUUUGCGUUUCUUGUAGAUGUUACAUCCUACAAUGUCACCAACUAUAACAAUAUCUACACCGUUGUCAAACUUACAGAAGAUGAGUCCGUUGUUUUAGAAUUGGAAAGUAAACUAGAACUUAUGAGUGUUCAAUCAAUGUCCUUAAAUGAAGUACCCCUGGAAUCAGAUGAUGUCGUUCAAAAUGAUGUCAUAUCACAAACGGAUGAGAAUUUUACUCCCUCAACAAUUGAUAAAUCAUCCGCAACAAGUCCAUUGAAAAUAUCAGGUGAUUUGAAGCGCAACCUCCAUGACAUUUAUGAUGUUGAUGGUGGAGAAGAUGAUGGUGAUGCAAAUUCUAUAAAAUCAAAUACGGAAUCUUUGGGUGAAGAUACUCCAGUUUGGGUGCCAAAAGUGGAGAACUGA